Molecule: messenger RNA, 837 nt
Organism: Penicillium cataractarum
Lineage: Eukaryota; Fungi; Ascomycota; Eurotiomycetes; Eurotiales; Aspergillaceae
Product: putative plasma membrane ammonium transporter (Ato3)
Exons: 5
Coding region: 1-837 (278 amino acids)
Cellular component (GO): plasma membrane
Molecular function (GO): acetate transmembrane transporter activity
Source: RefSeq, a predicted model, not a curated record
AUGUCAGACGAGAACAUCAGCGAGAAGCAGGAUGCCGCCACUGUCGAGAUGCUGCGUCGCUACCAGACGGCCGAGAGUGUAUUGCUUCCAAUUCCUCGCGAUGCCUUUGAAAAGCUCUAUCUGAGCCCCAAGACCCCCGCGGCGGGUAAUUUGCGUCGCACUUUUGGUAAUCCGACUCCUAUUUCGCUACUGGGCUUCUUGCUCGCUGCAACGCCAGCGGCGAUGUUGACUAUGGGUUGGGGGAACUCGGGCGGAAGUGGUGGAGCUAUCUUACCCGUCUAUAUUUUCUUCGGUGGUAUGGUACAGAUCUUCGGUGCUGUGGGCGAGUGGCUUCUUGGAAACACCUUCUCAAGCGCCCUAUUCUUCACAUACGGAACAUUCUGGAUUGUCCAGGGUACAACCCAAAUCCCUUGGUACGGCGUUGGAACCAACUACUCUACCACCGGUAACUCCUUCGAGGGCAUGCAGACCGCAGAAUUUGCUGCAACCACCGGUCUCUACUAUGCCGUCCUCUCCGUCCUAACCUUCGUCUACCUGAUUUGUUCCAUCCGCACAAACGUCUGCCUCUUCCUCGCCCUGUUCUUGCUAGUCAUCACCUUUGCCUUGACCGCGGCGACAUACUUCCAGUCGUCCGUGGGUAAUCUCGCCCAUGCAGCUACGCUACAGAAGGCCGCGGGCGGUUUCAAUUUUGCUCUCUGUCUGCCAAUUUGGUGGAUCUUCAUUGCUCAGAUCUUUGAGGCUGUGGAUUUCCCUAUCACGAUCCCCGUUGGUGACUUGAGCACGGUGAUUCUGGGUAAGAGCCAGAAGGCGAAGAAACGUGAAGCUGAGGGACAGUAG